ACUCCUUUAUACUUGCAGAUGUGCAGUCUGUGGAGCUGCAGAAAACCACUGAAGCUGUCCCAGACGUCGACCAAUUGAUGCAGCAAAAGCUGCAAGAAGAAACAAAGCAGUCGACGGAAGGGGCAGAUUUCUGUAUGAAGGAAAUCUCAGAAAGUUAGAAGUUUUUGGCUGGACUGGCCAAACAAGCUGCUGCUCAGGUUCAGAAACUGCAACAAGCUGAAGAGGGCCUGCAGCUUUCUAUGGAUCAGAGACAACAAAUCCAGGAAGUCGCAGAUCUUCGAGAAGCUUUUGUGAAGUUGAAGGCCGAGCACAAGAAACAAGUCGAUCUCCUGCAGACUAGAGUGGACACUCUAGGAACAGACAAGGGUGUCCUCGAAGAGAGGAGUAAAAAGCUGCAAGAGAAGAAUAGAAAUUUGGUAAAAGAAAAUAAAGAUGCUGUGGAGAAGCUGACCAAGAUCAAAGCUGACUCCGACAAGCAACUUGUCGAGAGCAUGAAGCAGAUCAAAGACUUGGCGGCUGACCGGGAUCUGAAGGCUAAACAACUAGCCGAUCUGGAGGCAGCAGCCCAGGCCAUUGUCGAGAUGGUUGAAGAUGGUGAAGCGGGCAACAAGACUCUGGUGGAACGCCUUCGUGAAGCUCCCCAGAGGAUUAUGAGCUUCUUGUCCGACACCUCAAGGCAGUACCUGGCUCAUGCCUUAGGAUUAGUCAAGUCUUUCUGGCCUGCAGCAAAUUUAGUUCUUAUUGGCGAUGGGUUAGCCGAGGGGUGUUCAGAGGAAAAAUUCUUUGAAUAUGUCGAGGAAGUAAAACCCAUCACUGAUAAGAUUAUCAGUGGUUUAUAGCAGCCCUCAGAUGGAGAGGCUUGAACAUUUGUGUUGUAAUAUUCCUUUUGUAGUCAUGAACAUGUUUGUCCUGUAUGGAAUUUUGGAGAAAAUUUGUGAGAAACAUGUUAUGUGUAAUAUGAAUAUGAGAAGCACUCGACUUAUCUGUGUAGUAUGUUCUCUUAUAAGAAGAGGUCAUAAGUAGUCGAGUAAAUCGCCCGUCUUGAGUUGAUACCAUUGUA
This is a messenger RNA of Panicum virgatum (switchgrass), 1060 nucleotides long. RefSeq lists its product as uncharacterized. The record is from RefSeq and is a predicted model, not a curated record. The transcript has 3 exons. Bases 240 to 839 code for a protein of 199 amino acids. Lineage: Eukaryota; Viridiplantae; Streptophyta; Magnoliopsida; Poales; Poaceae.